Messenger RNA from Cyclopterus lumpus (lumpfish), 735 nucleotides. RefSeq names its product transmembrane protein 211. The record is from RefSeq and is a predicted model, not a curated record. Gene Ontology annotation, cellular component: membrane. The transcript is spliced from 3 exons. NCBI's taxonomy places the organism in Eukaryota, Metazoa, Chordata, Actinopteri, Perciformes, Cyclopteridae. Bases 1 to 735 code for a protein of 244 amino acids.
AUGCAUUCGCUCCUGAGCCGGGAGAAGAAAGAAGAAGAAGCCAGGUUCGGGAUCGAUCUGGGUCUGUCUCCGGGCUUUCUGCCCCAAGCUGCCACCAUGUUCAGCUGCGUGGGCUGCUUCUGGGUGCUCCUCUCCUCCGCUCUGGUCGCCGUGUGCAGUUUCAGCUUCAUAUCCCCCGCCUGGAUUGUUAAGGACCAGCCGAGGAACAACCAACACCACCAGCACCAGCACCACCAGCACCACAACAACAAGGACUCCGUGAGCUUCGGCUUGCUGUGGCACUGCUCGGAGUCUCUGGAUCACAUGUACCGCUGCUACACCUUCGGGGGACUGGGCAAAUUCGCAGAGAUCCCCUCCAGCUCCUGGCAGACCAGCGCGGUGCUCUGCUCGGGAGGCUGCGCCCUGCUGGCCGUCAGCUCCCUGUUGGCCAUCAUCACCAUCUUCCUGCCCGGCGGAGGAUGUGAGAGGAGGAUCUGCACCCUGGCUGGAUACAUGCAGAUGGCUUCAGUGUUCAUCAUGGCUGCUGGACUGCUGGUCUACCCCUUCGGCCUCAACUCCUCGCUGGUGCGGUCCUUCUGCGGGGCCUCGGACAUCUACUACGCCGGCGAGUGCCAGAUCGGAUGGGGCUACAUGCUGGCUAUCGUCGGAGUCAUGCUCACCGUCUUCUUGCCAUUUUUUGCCAAAUAUGCACCGAAGGAGCAGCUGUCCCCCACCCCUCUGCCCACGCUGUUGUAG